This is a messenger RNA of Pocillopora damicornis (cauliflower coral), 2537 nucleotides long. RefSeq names its product melatonin receptor type 1B-B. Gene Ontology annotation, biological process: G protein-coupled receptor signaling pathway. The record is from RefSeq and is a predicted model, not a curated record. Gene Ontology annotation, molecular function: G protein-coupled receptor activity. Lineage: Eukaryota; Metazoa; Cnidaria; Anthozoa; Scleractinia; Pocilloporidae. Gene Ontology annotation, cellular component: membrane.
CUUUCUCCUAAAAAUAGGAGGUAAAUGAACAAAGUAAAGUAAAUUUCCAAAAAUUUAAACAACAAUAUCCAUUACAGGCCCUUUUUCUUUUUAUUUAACCACAAAAACAGUACGGGAAAAAGAGAUCUGCUUUCCUAUGUCCAAACUGAACAUGAAAAGAAGAAGUUACUAUCACUUCAUCUGCAGCAACAGCAACUUCCCACCGAGUUAGCUCAACGGGACGGCGUUGUUUACAAGAUCACGUGUGAAUGUGGCAAAUUAUCAUCGGUGAAACAGGGAGUGCGAUAGAAGAUAGAAUUAAGAGACGUGAAAGAGAUAUACGACUCGCACUCAAUAGUCGGCGAUUUCAGAACACGCAAAUGAAACGGGGCACGUUCCUGUUUGGGACCAGGUGAGGUUUAUUGAUCACGACUGACUGGAACACACGUAUGGUCUAAAGAAGCCAUCCACAUAAAACUUCCUCCUCCUAAACAAAGGUGCUAUAAGUCAACUUUCCACCUGGUCGCCUGACGAAGACCAGCAGUAGAGAGGUCGAAACGUCUCCAUCAUUACACAAUUGAUUGUCCUGGCUCUUACAUCGUGAGACAAACGUUCAUUUAUCUAUAUAAACCACGAUAAACAACAAAAUUUUCUAGAAUAACUCUGUACCUACUUUUGGCGUAAAUUUAGACUGCGAUGUCGUUGUAUUUUCUUUCAGGGUGACAUUAAAUAGGGAAUUGAAAAGCAAAAAUAAGAAACCAAAUGAAGUACAUGUAAGCUGUUGAUUCCAGGGUAGCGCGUCUUAAAUUGAUUGGUAAACCACUAUCCGUAAGGUUUUGUUAAGGUUUAUUUUCGGGUUUCCUUCUACCGAUUCACUCACAUUCACGAAGCGAUCAUUGAAGCACGUAGCAUGACCGUAUUGGGAAGUGUCAAUCACACACUAUCCGCCAAACUUGAGGCUAAUAUGAUAAUUCAAGACUUUAAAAGACCUAAUUUCAACAAGACUUUACUAAAUAAACAAUGAAGGUUUGCAUAUCAUUUCAUUUUAUCCAUUAACCACUCAAAAUGAACAAAAUCACACCUGCCGUACCAAAGAUUAACAGCAUCAAAUAUUUUAACCAAGAAGUGCCAAACAGUGGUCGCUUUGGUGUUGCAUUUGGAUGAGAACGGUUUUAUCUGGACAGCUCUAACACCCCCCUCAUAAUUCAAAUAGAACAGGUGUCCCAUUGAAAAGAUGUCACGAAGAAAAUUACCAAUAGCCUGAAGUUUUAUGUAUUCAUACGGCUUCUAAAGUUUUCCUAUUAUUCCUCUUAAAAUGGUGACAGAAGGACUUACGAAUCUUUCCCAAGAGCUGCAGCAACGUGCAGUUGGUUUGGUAGUCUUGGAAAGUGCUCUUAUGAUACUCAUUAACAUACUGGCCUUUACUGGUAACAUGCUGGUCUGCUUGGCAGUGUAUCGUAAUCAAAGACUUCGCAUCAUACCGAACAUCUACGUCGUGACUCUGGCCAUAUCAGAUGCUCUGAUGGCAGCCCUCUGUAUGCCUAUGUCUGUGGUUCUUCUCACAACAGGAAAGUGGCCAUUUAACAGUGCUGUUUGUCAUUUCCAAGGAUUCUUUUGUUUCUUCUGCGCGCUGAACUCUUUGUUGCUUAUGACUGCAACGGCGGUGAACCGAUAUUUUCGCGUGGUGAAACCCACCCUUUAUCGUCAGCGUUUUAAAGUAAAAUCAACGUUUAUUUCUGUGGUUGCCUUGACACUUUUCGCAGCUCUUGGUGCAGGACUUUCAUCGAUGACUCAAUGGGCCACAUUUACCGUGCAUUACGGUAAAGUUAUUUGUUUUAUGGAAUUUGAGACACCGCACCUGGACAUGGCUUACAUGGCGUAUUUGGAUGUAAUCUACAUUUCUGUUCCUAUUGGAAUCAUCACCUUCGCGUAUUACAAGAUUUUUAUAACCAUCAAACAACACAAUCAGGAGAUGAACAUUACUAGAAAAGAGGCGAAUCUUCGAUUGAAUGUGGAGGAAGUGAAAAUAACAAAGGCACUAUUCGCAGCUGUGCUGGGUUUUAUUCUCUGUUGGGGACCUAUAGCUAUUAUUGACAUGGUUGAUUCCUUCUCUGCACAUAAACUUGCUAUUCCACGACAGGUUUUCAUUUUAUACAUAUAUCUUGGCUUUGGAAGUUGUACCAUUAACCCUGUUAUAUAUGGUGUUAUGAAUAGAGCGUUCAGAGCAGAAUUCUUGCGUGUUUUGACUUUCUGUAGAAGAAAGAACGAAAUUGCUCCACAUGGCUGAGCCUCUAACAUUAGCACAUAAUCUGCUUCGCAGCGAUCUACAUUUGUGUUGCAAAGUGACAAGCGGAGGAAAAAUCCAGAAUUAAUGUGACCCGCGUUAAUAAAAAUCUUUACGGAAGAAAAAGUAGUUUUGACAGUGCGAUUGAGUGCCGUUCAAGGAAACAAAAUUCAUGUUUACAUAAAAACAUUCUGAGGGUUAAUUUACACCGUGUAUUUUUUUAAAAAUUGCUUCUUAUGCUAUUUCACAACUCCAUAGUUUCUUUAAUGAAAAA